Molecule: messenger RNA, 940 nt
Organism: Schistosoma mattheei
Lineage: Eukaryota; Metazoa; Platyhelminthes; Trematoda; Strigeidida; Schistosomatidae
Source: the annotation of a GenBank genome assembly
CACAACCGAUAGAGAAGCUCAAUUUGAAAGUCGACUCUUCCAUCAGCUUACAGAACUCCUCGGGGUUAAACGUAUUUGUAUGACAUCCUACCAUCAAAUGGCAAACGGAAUGGUUGAACGCCUGUAUAGGCAGUUAACAGCGUCCCUUACAUCUGUAAUUGUCAACAAUGAUUUAGCUAAUAAGCUUCCUCUAGUCAUGUUGGGUCUAAGAACAAUAAUUAAACAGGAUAUGGGAUGUUGUCCAGAUUGGUUGGUAUAUGGAAUUACUCUAUGUUUAACCGGGGGAUUUUCCGCUUCAGAUAAAAGUGUUCAGAUUGAUGUAGCCAACUACGUGCAACGCCUGAAGAAGCACAUGAACUAUCUAAAAAUAACAAUUCUCAGACUACAACAACGACGAGUGUUUAUACUAAAGGAACUACGUAAUAGCACUCAUGUAUUCAUUAGAGGAGGUAAUGUACAACCAACUCUGCAGCCAAAUUACGACAGUCCGUUUAAAGUGAUUACGAGGACAGAUAUGGCAGUUACCGUAGAAAAAGCUGGGAAGACAGAUUUAAUCAGCAUCGAGAGAGUGAAACCAGCUUUCAUAGAUAUCGAUUUUCAGUCGACAAGUACAGACCCCUCAAAGACGUUCACACCAACGAAACACGAGUCUCAAGAAUCAACGGCGCUAAUGCAGUAAAAGGAGGAGACUCCAGUAACGGCAAGAUAUGGUCGACGAGUAAGAUGGCCGCAAGGAUACAAAGCUACGAUUUCGAGUUAAUAAUUUUUUUCACCUCUUCAGAUGUGAAUUUUGUUUUUCUCCCUUUGUUUUGUGUGUACAUAUCGAAAAUUUUAACUUAUCUAUUUUUAUAUUAGACAUAUUCUGUAUAUUCUGAUGUCAAUGUGUAUAAACUUCUAAAAGCACUACUGUAUUCUUUUGAUCUUUCGUUAUUAUCUUAUC